This is a messenger RNA of Abrus precatorius (Indian licorice), 1769 nucleotides long. Its product is annotated as cell division cycle 20.2, cofactor of APC complex-like. The coding region runs from base 227 to 1585 and encodes 452 amino acids. Lineage: Eukaryota; Viridiplantae; Streptophyta; Magnoliopsida; Fabales; Fabaceae. Gene Ontology annotation, molecular function: protein binding; anaphase-promoting complex binding; ubiquitin ligase activator activity. Gene Ontology annotation, cellular component: anaphase-promoting complex. The transcript is spliced from 4 exons. The record is from RefSeq and is a predicted model, not a curated record. Gene Ontology annotation, biological process: positive regulation of anaphase-promoting complex-dependent catabolic process; anaphase-promoting complex-dependent catabolic process; positive regulation of ubiquitin protein ligase activity.
AUAUAACACAUUCUUCGUUUUCUUCUUCUCAAUCUCAUUCUCUCUCUCUCUCUCGCUCUCUCUCUUCAUGCUCUGAUUUCAAGCUCUGAGACUGAGACUCCCAAUCAACCAUCAACGCGCACCACCAUUCACAUUAUUCUCUCUCUGUUUUCUCUAUUUCCAUUGUUCUUUCAUUCCGUUAAUUCAUUUCUCUUUUUCAGGGUUUCGUUUUUAAUCUUCUUCAACCAUGGACGCGGGAGCGUGGAGUUCUUCCACCAAGAUCAAAUCCCGAUCCCCCUUCCAAGAUCAUUUCCACCGCAGAAGAAGUUCUCAAGAAAACUUGGACAGGUUCAUUCCGAAUAGGUCAGCCAUGGACUUCGAUUACGCUCACUACAUGCUCACUGAGGGUAACAGGAAGGGCAAAGAAAACCCUAUGAUGACGUCACCAUCCCGAGCAGCCUACCAGAAGCAACUCGCUGAGGCCUUCAAUAUGAACCGCACUCGAAUCUUGGCCUUCAAGAACAUGCCUCCAACUCCCGUUGAACUCAUUCCCAAGGCUAUCCUUUCCUCUCCUCAAUAUAAAGCCUCUAAGCCCAAACGUUACAUUCCGCAGAGUUCUGAGAGGACGUUGGAUGCUCCUGAUAUACUAGAUGACUUUUAUUUGAAUUUAUUGGAUUGGAGCAGCAGCAAUGUUCUUAGUAUUGCACUUGGGAAUACUGUGUAUCUAUGGAAUGCAUCUGAUAGUUCUACUGCAGAACUUGUUACUGUGGAUGAAGAAGAUGGUCCUGUGACAAGUGUUAGUUGGGCUCCUGAUGGGCGUCAUUUAGCCAUUGGUUUGAACAAUUCUCAUGUCCAGCUGUGGGAUUCUGAUUCUGCUAGACUGCUAAGAACACUGAAAGAUGGACACCAAGCACGGGUGGGUUCCAUGGCUUGGAACAAUCAUAUCCUCACAACUGGAGGAAUGGAGGGUAGAAUUGUCAACAAUGAUGUUAGAGUAAGAUUUCAUAUUGUUGAAAGCUAUAGGGGUCAUCACCAGGAGGUGUGUGGGCUCAAGUGGUCUCCCUCGGGACAACAAUUAGCGAGUGGGGGCAAUGAUAAUGUUAUUCACAUAUGGGACAGGUCUAUGUCCAAGUCGAAUUCGCUGACCCGGUGGCUUCAUAAGUUUGAGGAGCACAGAGCUGCUGUAAAGGCACUGUCUUGGUGUCCAUUCCAGGCAAAUCUACUAGCUUCUGGUGGAGGCGAGGGUGAUCAGUGCAUUAAGUUCUGGAAUACCCAUACCGGUGCAUGCUUAAACACUGUUAACACAGGCUCACAAGUGUGCGCUCUACUGUGGAACAAGAAUGAGCGUGAGUUGCUUAGCUCGCAUGGUUUCACACAGAAUCAGCUCACUCUUUGGAAAUACCCUUCAAUGGUGAAGAUGGCAGAGCUCAAGGGUCAUACCUCCAGGGUGCUGUUCAUGGCUCAGAGUCCAGAUGGGUGUACUGUGGCCUCCGCGGCAGGGGACGAGACCCUGCGAUUUUGGAAUGUCUUUGGAACCCCAGAAGCUACCAAACCAGCGCCCAAGUAUAAAAUUGAGCCCUUUGCUCAUGUGAACCGUAUUCGUUGAAUAUAUUGCCAGAUUUUGUAUUUGUAUUAAAAUAAAAAAUAAUUUAUUUUUUAAUAUUGCCUUGACCAUUUUUUUUGUACAUAUAUUCUGACAAAUAUAGAAACAUACAUACAUUUGUAUAGUGGGCAAAGUUGUCUGUGUAUAGAAAGAAAUCAUAACUUACAUGAAAUGAAUGUUUAUUAUU